Messenger RNA from Astrephomene gubernaculifera, 1771 nucleotides. The record is from the annotation of a GenBank genome assembly. Lineage: Eukaryota; Viridiplantae; Chlorophyta; Chlorophyceae; Chlamydomonadales; Astrephomenaceae.
CAUUAAGGCGUGGUCUAUAGCUGCGCAGGUGUUACUGGACUACUUUAUAUUUGCUUAACGCUUGGUAUUUAGCUUUUGCAUCGGGAACUUAGCGGAUAAUGCCAACGCUAUGCUGAAAUCCCAUACUAUACCUUGUGAGCGGCUUGCAUAGGCGUAAAUCGUUGCUUUGGAAGCGAUGUCGGACGCUGGAGAUCCAAACCUUUUCCGCAUCCUCAUAUCCACGGAUAACCACCUGGGCGUGUGGGAGAAGGAUGAGACGCGGCGCGAUGACUCCUUCCGUGCCUUCGAGGAGGUCCUGCAGCUGGCUGUGGAAACACGCGCGGACGCGGUGCUGCUGGGCGGCGACUUGUUCCACGAGAACAAGCCCUCCCGCGCCACGCUGGUCAAGGCCAUCCAGCUGCUGGCCAAGUACUGCCUCAACGACCGGCCCGUGAGGUUCCGCGUGGUGUCGGACCAGAGCGUCAACUUCGUGGCGGGCCGUGUCAACUUCGAGAACCCCAACCUCAACGUGGGGCUGCCGGUGUUCACCAUCCACGGCAACCACGACGACCCCGCGGGGCAGGACUCGCUGUCCGCGGUGGACAUCCUGUCGCAGACGGGGCUGGUCAACUACUUCGGGAAGCAUCCGCUCACCGGCACCGGCGCCGCCCGCAUCACCCUGUCACCCGUACUGCUGGAGAAGGGCUCCACCCGCAUCUGCCUGUACGGCCUGGGCAACAUCCGCGACGAGCGCCUGGGCCGCUCCUUCCAGACGCCCGGCUGCGUGCAGUGGCAGCGCCCCGCCCCCUCCCCCGGCUACCCACCCGACGGCUGGGUGAACCUGCUGGUGCUGCACCAGAACCGGGUGGCGCACUCGGCGCUGGGCAAGGCGUGCGUGCGGGAGGAGCACCUGCCCGCCUUCCUGGACCUGGCGGUGUGGGGGCACGAGCACGAGUGCAGGCCCGACCCGGUGUCGCUCAAGGGCGAGGGCGAGGCGCGCUACGUGGUGCAGCCGGGCUCCACCGUGGCAACCGCGCUGUCGGAGGGCGAGUCCCGCCCCAAGCACGCGCUGCUGCUGGAGGUGCGCGGGGCGCAGUUCCGGCUGCAGAAGUUCCGGCUGCGCUCCGUGCGGCCCUUUGUGUUCGGGGGGGUGGCGCUGCGGGAGGUGCGGCCGCCGCUGCUGCCCGAGGACACGGAGGGGGUCACGCGAUUCCUGACGGGCAAGAUCCAGGAGAUGAUCUCCCGCGCCGCCGCCGCCAACCCGCCUCCUCCCCUUCCCGCCCCCUCCGACGGCUCCCCCUCCGCCUCCGCCUCCCCCGCCUCCCUGCUCCCCCUCAUCCGACUGCGAGUGGACUACACGGGCUUCUCCACCGUCAACUCGCAGCGGCUGGGGCAGCGGUUCGUGGGGCGGGUGGCCAACCCCCAAGACAUGCUGCUGUGGACCAAGGCGGCGAGCAGGAAGCUGAAGGGCGAGGGCGACUCCUCCUCCGCCGCUGCUGCCUACGGCGAGGCGGGCGACGGCGAGGGCGGCGGCUUCCUGCGCCCCGACGCGCUGGACCAGAGCCGCAUCGAGGACCUCAUCCGGCAGCACCUGGGCAGCAAUGCGCUGGAGGUGCUGCCGGAUGACGAGUUGGCGGUGGCGCUGCACAACUUCGUGGAGAAGGACGACAAGAAUGCGCUGGUGCAGUGCAUCGAGGCGGCACUCGAGGAGACCCGCAACGCCGCCCUCGCAGCCCAGCUGGCAGCGGAGGAGGCGGCGGAGGCGGCAGCAGCAGCAGCAGCAGUGGCGGGG